Molecule: messenger RNA, 2031 nt
Organism: Triplophysa rosa
Lineage: Eukaryota; Metazoa; Chordata; Actinopteri; Cypriniformes; Nemacheilidae
Gene: rtkn2
Product: rhotekin 2
Exons: 12
Coding region: 110-2026 (638 amino acids)
Biological process (GO): signal transduction; positive regulation of cell population proliferation; hemopoiesis
Source: RefSeq, a predicted model, not a curated record
GUUGUGUAGGCAACUAAGAGUUUUGCGAGGACGUGAUUGGUCGAUUCCAGAUUGUGUAAUCCGUCGGUUUGUUAGUCUCGCAGGGGUUUGUCUCAGUGUGGAGGCCAGUAUGGAUCCGUCGCGGGAUAUUCAAAAUUUUAGACGAAAUAGCAGCACCAGGUCUAGCGUUUCCUCAUGUUCUUCACUCGCAAUGGAGAUCAAACGAAAGAAAAUAAGAGAGAGCAUGUUUUUUGCAAACGAGGACUGUGACAUUCAGGAGAAGUUGGACUUUGAGAUGCGAAUGAGAGCGGGAGCUUACAAGCUUCUGGUUGCCAGCACUAAGAAAGAGCAGGUGUUAGACGCCUCCAGGAGUCUUUUAACCUGUAAUGCCAGAAUUAAAGCCUACAUGAGUGAAGCGCAGAUGAGAAAUGGGCACCAGGAGAGCAGAAGGCCUUCAAGCUCUCAAAAUCAAGCUCCCUGUAAAGGGAAGGUGGCUAUAUCUGGUCUGCGAAUUCCUUUGUUUUGGAAAGAUUCUGAACAUUUUAACAGCAAAGGAAAUGAACGGAGGGUGGCAGUCUUUUGCUUGAUAAGGAUUGGCUCAGAGAUUCUUGACACAGGAAUGGUUAUUGCAGACCCAUCAGUGACUGAUAUUUGCUUUGAGGGUGUAAACGUAUUCUCUGAUGCUAAGCCAGACUUUGAAGUAAAAGUGGAGCUGUAUAGCUGUGGACUAGAGGAGGAGGGAACCUUUGUCAACACUCCCAAAAAACUUGCCAGGAAGCUGCGCUCUUCAUUCGGCAGAUCUUCAGGCAGGAAACUCUGCCCCCUUCUGGAUGGAGGAGACCCAGACACUUUUCUUCAGUCCAACCCAAUUCCACAAGGUGCACGAUACUCAAUGCUAGCGUACACCACGCUGGGUCUGGAGCAGGCGGAAGGCUCUUUCCAAUCCCAUUCUCUCAUGAUCCUGCAAAACGUGGAGGCUUCGUCAUGGCUGCCGCUCUAUGGAAACCUGUGCUGUCAGCUGGUGGCUCAGCCUUAUUGCAUGACACAAGACAUGAUGAGAGGCUACCUGAGCCAACAGCAAAGCAUUGAGGGUUUGCAGCGCAGCUGUCGACUGUACUGUAUGCUAAGGGCUGGCCGUCUUUCUUGCUAUUACUCACCUGAAGAGAUUCAAGCUAAAAUGGAGCCGAGUCUCAUUAUUCCCAUUAACAAGGAUACUCGUAUCCGCGUUGUAGAUAAGGAUACCCAGAGGACAGGCUCUAGACUGACCCUAAUAAACCCUGGAAAUGGAGACUCAGCCGGUCAUGUUUUUAUUACAGAGACUCCCUAUGUCUUGCAGGAGUGGCUUGAUGCAUUAUGGCAACAUAUUUAUGACCAGAGUCAGUGGCAACACGCAUGCAACAAGCUCAUGGAAAUUGAGGUUUUAACGUCAAGGAAACUCCCACUCUUUCUGACGAAGCAAGCAGAUUCUGUUUAUAAUGAUUUGAGCAUUGGCUCCCCUGGGAAAUUCGAAAGCUUGACUGACAUAAUACACAACAAGAUCGAGGAAACUGAUGGGCGCUUUCUCAUUGGUCAAGAGGAGGAAAGAGAGCCUCCUCAUUGGGGGGCACUGUUUGAGGGAUCUCGACCAGUUGUGGUACAAAAAACAAUUCUGUCGCCAGGUAAAGAAAGCAACCAGUCAUUUACGAGCCCCACCACGAGCACCAAAAAGAAAAGGAGAGCUCCACCACCCCCUCCUGAUAAAUUACCAUUUGUUCAACCUACCUGCAUCAUAUCCAAUCAGGAGAAAGAGAACUGUAAAGGGGCAAGGCCUCGAACAGGGCGACCAUCACUGGAUGCUAAAUUCUCCGCCAUCAUCCAGCAGCUGCAAAAGAACCACACUUCCUCUCGGAAAAAUGCACCUCUAGGACAGAUUGAGCCCUGUCAACACCCUUACACCCCAAAAAAUGAAGAAUCUGAUCAAAUUCACAACCAGGAACCUCCGGUGCCGGCCCCCAGGAACAAACUGAAGAUGUCAUUCAGAGAGAAGAUGCACCCCAAAGCCUGGUGAAUUAA